Molecule: messenger RNA, 842 nt
Organism: Xyrauchen texanus (razorback sucker)
Lineage: Eukaryota; Metazoa; Chordata; Actinopteri; Cypriniformes; Catostomidae
Gene: mrpl18
Product: mitochondrial ribosomal protein L18
Exons: 4
Coding region: 154-720 (188 amino acids)
Biological process (GO): translation
Cellular component (GO): ribosome; mitochondrion
Molecular function (GO): 5S rRNA binding; structural constituent of ribosome
Source: RefSeq, a predicted model, not a curated record
CUUUUCAUGUAACAAAACCAUCAACAUGGCUGCGCGCUGGAGAACGAUCAAACGUUUCGAAUAAUUGACCAAACGGGAUGAAAUCUCCAUAUGCCAAGAAAUAACAACUAGAAUUUGUCACCAGAAUCUGAGGCAUUUUUUUACAGCUGUCAAAUGGCUUUGCUCAGUGAUGUAUGCCGUAGUGUCCGCGCGCUGUUAGGUCAAUGUCAGAGAUCAGCAGCAGCAGCAGCAGCGUGGAUUCAUUGCCAGUCAUCAGCUCGGAAAUACAGCCAGACAGCGCCAGUAGUUAGUGAUAAUGAAGCCAUCAAUCAAACAUUUGUCAACCGAAACCCAAGGAACUUGGAACAGAUGGCCCUCGCAGUAAAGGAUCGGGGCUGGGGCACGGUGUGGCCUUCUAGACAAUAUUAUCACAGAUUGGUGUUCAGGCGCUCGCAGCAACAUGUCACAGCUGAGGUGUUCUCAAAUGACUCUAUUGAACCCGUACUCUCUUGCUCUACGAAGGAGUGGGCUCUGAAGCAGGAACUGGGCUCCACGCGAUCCGUAGCAGCCUGCCGCGCCAUAGGUGAGGUGCUUGCUCAGCGGUGUCUAGAAGCAGGCAUAACACGAGUUGUUUAUCGAGAGAUACCGUGGAAGUUUCGCUCAGAGGCGAAUCAGACGUUCUGGACAGCAAUGAAAGAGGGUGGUGUUGCACUUAGUGAACCGAGGCGAAAAUUCAUUUAAGUUUCAUCUUGUUUUAUUUUUGUCUGUAAAUAUAACUGUGUUCUCACCUUCAAACCGUGUGGUCAUUGAGUCCAUUACAGAUUGGUUCCCAGUGCAGAAGAUAUUACAUUUCUACACAUUUU